Melanotaenia boesemani (Boeseman's rainbowfish) is the source of this 572-nucleotide messenger RNA. Its product is annotated as MORN repeat-containing protein 4-like. NCBI's taxonomy places the organism in Eukaryota, Metazoa, Chordata, Actinopteri, Atheriniformes, Melanotaeniidae. Bases 3 to 452 code for a protein of 149 amino acids. The transcript has 4 exons. The record is from RefSeq and is a predicted model, not a curated record.
CCAUGACCCUGACACGAGGAUCCUUCACCUACUCCAAUGGCGAAGAGUACCACGGAGAAUGGAAAGAAGGUUUGCGUCAUGGCCUGGGUCAGCUGACCUUUAGCGAUGGGACGUGCUACACUGGACAGUUUGAGAACGGCCUCUUCAACGGCUGCGGGGUGCUCCUCUUUCCUGAUGGCUCCAGGUAUGAAGGUGAAUUUGUGCAGGGGAAGUUCCAAGGUGCCGGCAUCUUCUCUCGCUUUGACGGCAUGAAGUUUGAGGGCGAGUUUAAAGGCGGAUGUGUGGAUGGCUACGGAGUGCUGACAUUCGUGGAUGGUGGCCAUGGUGGAGGAGGAGGAGGCAGCCAUGAGGGCCUGUUUGAGACCAACCAGCUGAUGAGGAGAGCCAGCAGCCAUGGAGCCGUCCAGAGGGCACAGGCGACAGCUGCCAAAGCCCGAGCUCUGGCUAUGUGACCUGGACCGCACCACUCACAGUGCCCCGGUACCAGGAUCGUCCUCCCACCAUCCUCCUCUGGGUUUGACCUGCUGGGUACAUAUUCUCCUCCAUUCUGAUGUCUGACUCUGCUGACACUC